AUGUUGGUGCGUCUCCACAGGCGAGGAAAUGGAAAAAGUGGUCAGGCCGGACAACGCCUGGAGGGCAGGCAACACGAAAGAGUAAGGGAAGUUCGGAUCUACCAAUUGCAAUCGACGAGCCCCUCAUUUUUUCUCGUCUCUCAGGCAUUUCUGGUCGCUCUCAUUGCUGACAGAAUCGGCGAUGCGAAAAAGGGCCCACUUUUGGCCCUCAGUGCGGGAUCCACCCACAAAGACCUGAAUACACGACGCUUUGCGCUUGGUGCUUUGUUAGGGCGCAGGCCCGCUCACAUUGUGUUUGCACAUGUGGGCACGACAUUAGUGCUCGUUUCAUUGGCCGCACGGCCAUGUCGCUUCCGUCGGGCAAACGUUGCCGUACCGCAACGCAUAUCGUCACGUGCAUCACUGGGCGUGUCCCUGUUAGAAUUGCAGACACGGAUUUUGAAAAGAAAAUCCGAUCGCUAA
Molecule: messenger RNA, 462 nt
Organism: Chondrus crispus (carragheen)
Lineage: Eukaryota; Rhodophyta; Florideophyceae; Gigartinales; Gigartinaceae
Exons: 1
Coding region: 1-462 (153 amino acids)
Source: RefSeq, a predicted model, not a curated record